AUGGGUCAAUUCAACAAGGGAGGCACGGGGAGGAUAGAGCUCAUCCCUGGCAUCGAUAUCCACACCAUGGCCAUUGGACUGAUCACUCUCGUGGUCGUGACUGUAGUCACACUUUGGUUCUACGCCAACUAUAUCUAUGAUGAAGACGCAGCUCGUGCCUUGACUGCUAGUAAGAAGCCUGUGUCGACCGAGAUCGUUUCUCUGCGCAUUUACCCCAUCAAGUCAUGCCGUGGUAUCGAGGUUCAAGACACCAAACUUCACAAGACUGGAUUGGAUCUGGAUCGUCAAUGGAUGUUCGUCGACGCAAAGAGCCGUCAAUUUUUGACCAUUCGCUCAGACCCUUCCAUGACUCUGAUUGAUACUGGACUCAGCGGAGAUGGCAAGGGAAGAUGGACGGAAUUGCAUGUCAGCAUUCACGACACCGACAAACACAUCAAGGUACCUUGCUACCCUACCUCUGAAUGGCUGGAAGAGAACACCAAGCUUUCCAAGGUGGAGAUCUGGGGCGAGGAAACGGACGCCUGGGAAUACAGCGAGGGUAUCAACGCAAUCUUCAGCGAAUACUUCAAGAAGCCCGUCGCUCUGGUCUACAAGGGCCCUACUCCGAGAAAUGCUCGCGGUAACGGCAGCCCUGAGCUCUACGGCAAGGAGCAAGAGCACCACUUUGCCGAUGUCAUGAGCAUUCAAAUCGCUUCAGAGGCCUCUCUCGCCGAUCUCAACUCCAGACUUGAAGCUGCUGGCCACGACCAACUCACCAUUGAGCGCUUCAGACCUAACAUCAUCGUCAAGGGCGACAAGGCCUGGGAUGAGGAUAGCUGGAAGAAGGUGUGCAUCCGCACGACCGAUCACCAGCGUGAAGCCAUUUGGAAGACACACCUUGAUGUCUUGUGCCACUGUGCCCGCUGUCAGGUACCCAACGUCGACCCCGACACAGCCGAGAAACACGCACACGAACCCUGGGACACGCUCAUGAAGUUCAGGCGUAUUGAUCAAGGUGGAGUUGCAAAGUACAAGCCUUGCUUUGGUAUGCUGUGUAUUCCCACAAGUGAUGGACCCAUAGCUGUAGGAGCUGCUCUUGAGGUGGUGGAGCGCACAGAAAAGCAUUUGUAUAACACUUCCAGAUUUGAAGAUCUGUAA
This is a messenger RNA of Aureobasidium subglaciale EXF-2481, 1137 nucleotides long. RefSeq lists its product as uncharacterized. The record is from RefSeq and is a predicted model, not a curated record. Gene Ontology annotation, molecular function: pyridoxal phosphate binding; molybdenum ion binding; catalytic activity. The coding region runs from base 1 to 1137 and encodes 378 amino acids. The transcript has a single exon. Lineage: Eukaryota; Fungi; Ascomycota; Dothideomycetes; Dothideales; Saccotheciaceae.